GUCCAAAUAAUUAUCAACAAAAUAAGGUUUCUCAUCCGGCUGGCGAGACCUUCGCACAAGAACACGACUCUCGUCGACGCGUUGGGGUUGGGCUAGUGGGCGGUCGCAAGGGAGAUCUUGCUUUCUACCACUUCUCUCUUCUUUUCUUCUGUUAUUUUCUCUAGAUGUCUGCGCCAACCACACCACGACGACCAGGUGUCAUUCAUCGACACCUUGGUGUACAGUCUGCCUUACCUGGUAUUGUUCCCCAUCACGAUAGGUCACCUUCGCUUCGCGAUUCAAUAAUGAUGGGUGGAGCGCUAGGUGGUUCUCGUCCUCUUGACUUGGCUGCUACUCGUCCGUCGUUGCUUUUCAAACAAUCUCAUGCACCGUUAAGAACGCCAGCGCACGGUCCCACCCUCAACAUCGCGGAUGUAACGGCCACUGCACCAGCGAGAGUUCCUGUACCUAAGCGGCCUCGUGAGGUUGAUGAUGAAUACGAUGCUCGUCCAUUACCUCUUACACCUCGUGCCAAUCGUCGGGCACCAGAUUUAGUAGCGGAAAAGCCACAGGCUCCUUGUACGCCUAUCCGUGGACAGCGCCAACAAACUUGUGAUGGCUCGGCUCGAGCGUCGAAGAAGGCGAAGCUGGAAGAUCGUAUCAAGGCAGAAGAGAAAUUUAGAUACAAGUAUACCAGGGCCUUUCCUACCUUCAAAUUCUACUUUGAUUCAUUAGAUCCUGCUGUCAAAUCCUCUUUCUCACAGCGAAUAUCGGUGCUUGGUGCCCGUGUCGAAGAUUUCUUCUCUAACUCCGUUACCCAUUUCAUCACAAACAAAUUUGUCCCUUCACUUGAUGAAAUUGCCGUGCUGGAGAAUAAAGAAAAUGCUCCAGGAUCCUCCCAAUUAUCACGGGUGGCGUCUCAAUCGCGCAACCAAGCUGCCUUGCCAUCCACAUUACGAAGCCCUAUAAAACUCAAAUCUACAAAGUUUGAUCCUCUUGUUUCGAAAGCUGUCCGUUUCCAGAUGAAGAUCUGGGAUGAAAAGAAAUUUGACAACAUACUCAAUCGACUCCUCCCUGAAACCGAUAUUGUCCCUGUUCACCCGAAAAACCCCACUAUUACCCACACAGUGUCCCAAACACAGCGAGCCGAGGCCUCGAGGCGACCAACUGCUACUGCCAACAAUAAUGCGAACACUCUCUCCACUCUUCUUGAUGCUGAAAAAGCUUCGGGAUUGACUCACGAGCGAGACCCUACCGCUUUACGUCGGGAUUAUCGUUACUUCGGUAAAGACUCACACUGGCUUCUUGUGGAAGAUAUGAGCGAGACGCACGCACCUAUCAUGGUCAAAGAGUAUGGCCGAUGGAAACCUCAUUCGGUCUCUUCAAGACAUGGCUUAUCGUUUAAACGGGCAAGAGCGCUGUCGCUCGAAGAUUUCUCGAAAGAGGCUGAGCCGCCUUGGCCUACUAUUCGUGAUAAGCCUGGGAAGGCAACGCCUUUGUGGCCCAUUGGCCGCUUGGGAGAGUAUGAGGAAGAGGUUGAUGAUAACCAGGAUGGAGACGCAAUGAUGAAUUCAGAUGGGGAAAACGAUGGGUUUAUUCAGCUGCAGGUUGCAACCAGUGGGUUGGAAGAGGACGAAGAUGAAGAAGAGGAGAAUGCCCCUCUGGCUCUUUCACGCUCUGCUCCGGGUGUGCCACCACUCCGCCGAACCGCUUCCAUGCAUGAUCUCGGCCGCUACAUAUCUCUGAACGAUAAGAAUCGAGAUCCUGAUAAUGGGAAUUUCAAUGGAGAAUACAUUGCUGCGUCUGGGAACAGCGUCCUCAUCACUUCCAAUGUGAACAGCACCACAUCGUUUGCUCAGAAUCCCCUUUCCGGUGGGAGUAGUCUCAAUGGGGGACAGUUUAUUGGUGGCGGUGGGGGAUCACGCCAGCUCCAUAAUAAACGUCUUCAUCGACAAGUGUUGACUCAUCGCACACUCGCUCAAGCUGUGAAUGCUACCGGCUCUGGGGAGGAUUCGACAGGGCAUCGCAUUAUCCGGAAGAGCAAGAGCACAAAUGCGAUGCGGGCGUCGUCGUCGAAGCGAAAGGCUCAUUUACCUGCUCGAGAUGAGGUCAAGAAACCUGGGUACUGCGAGAAUUGUCGUGUGAAGUUCGAGGAUUUUAAUCUUCACGUGGCUAGCAGACGACAUCAGAAAUUUGCUAACAAUGAGGAUAAUUUCUGCGCUCUGGAUGACAUUCUCAGUCGAAUCACUAGGAAGACCUUGGAAGAUGAGGAAGAGGAGCGACGUCAAUGGGAGGCUGCUUUGGCGCUUGAGCCACCGACACCAGAAGAGAGCAGGAACUCUGAGCGGCAGGAUUUGGAUGAUGCGGAGGUCUUGAUGGAAUCGUCUGUUGCAAGGAUGCUGGAUGUGGCACCUGGGUGCGAGGAGCAGUGGCACGCCUUGUCUCCGAGUCAUGGUCGACUAGUGAUGGUGUAGGGUUUCAUUUUCCCCGUUAAACUGGUUCCGCUAGGGCGCGUUUGUUUUGGUGCCGAGUCGCUGGUCAGCCGUUCAAUUUGCCUAGAGAUCAUUGGGUCCCGCCCCUACUUUUAUUCUUCCCAACUUUUGGUUCCUUCACGAACUCAUGUACCCGUUUCCAUCAACCCAAACUUUCAUCAUGCAUUUUUUAUUUUUACUUGCCCACUAUGAUUACGAACUCCUUGUUCAUGCGAGCGCACUACACUAGUAUUGCAUAACCACCAUCCAUUUUUACUGUUUCUCAUCACCCUAUCGUCAUUUUUUUCUUUAUCAUUUUCUAUCUGCAUUCUGCAUACUACUUCGCAAUACAAUGGCAAUAAAGGCAUAACAAUCC
Molecule: messenger RNA, 2826 nt
Organism: Cantharellus anzutake
Lineage: Eukaryota; Fungi; Basidiomycota; Agaricomycetes; Cantharellales; Hydnaceae
Exons: 4
Coding region: 165-2453 (762 amino acids)
Biological process (GO): regulation of cell cycle phase transition; positive regulation of nuclear cell cycle DNA replication
Cellular component (GO): Dbf4-dependent protein kinase complex; nucleus
Molecular function (GO): nucleic acid binding; zinc ion binding; protein serine/threonine kinase activator activity
Source: RefSeq, a predicted model, not a curated record